Salmo salar (Atlantic salmon) is the source of this 2183-nucleotide messenger RNA. Its product is annotated as myelin expression factor 2. Lineage: Eukaryota; Metazoa; Chordata; Actinopteri; Salmoniformes; Salmonidae. Gene Ontology annotation, cellular component: cytoplasm; nucleus. The record is from RefSeq and is a predicted model, not a curated record. Gene Ontology annotation, molecular function: mRNA binding.
CCAGGCCAAAUUCUCGCAUUUUCUCGCGUUGGUGGAGGCCUGGAGCGUCAUUAAUUUUAAACUGCGCAGUGUUAGCGGAGGCGCAUCUCUCGAUUGAAUUAGCUUUCUCUGCAAACCGACAAAUAUGUCAGAUAUUGUCCAGGAAAUUAUUGAACCCGUUGAGGCUGAAACAGAGGGAACAUCUCAGGAUGGCACGAAUGGCCUGAAAAUAGAGCCAGAAGAAGACGAGGUUCUUGGUGAAGAUGCCCCUGCAGAAGAAGAGGACCUAGGCCUGGGUGAUGACGAGGUCCUUGGAGAUGAGGUCCUUGGUGAUGAUGAUACCCCUCUAGAUGGUGACCCUAUCGAUGAUGCCCCUAUCAAUGAUGCCGAAACCCUUGCAGAUGACCCUACUGAUGCCCCUGCAACCGCCCCAAAUACCAAGUCUGAGCUCAAAGAAAAGAUGUCCGGAGGAGGCCGCAAAGGGAACCGCUUCCACCCCUACAAAGAGAAGCAGGUCACCGGGGACAAGAAGGGCGGAGGAGGGGGUCACAGGAACCGCGUGUUCAUUAGCAAUAUCCCCUAUGACACGAAGUGGCAGGCUAUUAAAGAUCUGAUGAGAGAGAAAGUUGGUGAGGUUACAUACGUGGAGCUCUUUAAGGAUGCUGAAGGAAAGUCAAGGGGAUGUGGUGUUGUGGAGUUCAAAGAUGAGGAGUUUGUGAAGAAGGCCAUAGAAGUCAUGAACAAAUAUGAUCUGAAUGGAAGACCCCUCAAUAUCAUGGCGGAUCCUGAUGGGGAGCGUGCUCGGCGCGUGCUGCAGCGUACAGGGGGGAUGUACCCUGGAGGGGGAGGCAGGGGGCAGGAGGGGGGACCGGGUGGUGUAGGUGUACCCCCUUCCAUCGCUAACAACCCCAACGUCCCCCAUGAGGUCAUCAGCUCUCUACGGGUCGGACGCCUAGGGACCACUGUGUUCGUAGCCAACCUGGACUUCAAGGUGGGCUGGAAGAAGCUGAAGGAGGUGUUUGGUAUGGCAGGAACAGUGAAGAGGGCUGAUGUGAAGGAGGAUAAGGAUGGGAAGAGCAGAGGGAUGGGGACUGUUACCUUCGAACAGGCCCUGGAGGCUGUACAGGCUAUCUCCAUGUUCAACGGCCAAAUGCUGUUUGACAGACAGAUGCAUGUUAAGAUGGAUGACAAGUCUAUGCCAGCUGAUGAUUUCCACCCGGUGGAGAAAGCUCCUCAGUUACCACGGGGUCUGGGGGGGAUUGGGUUGGGCCUGGGACCAGGAGGACAACCUAUCAAUGCCAACCGGCUGAGUGGUGGAGGAGGAAUGGGCAACAUGGGCCCUGCAGGUAUGGAGGGAGGACCUGGGUAUGGAGGGAUGAGCAGACUAGGAGGGUUCGGUGGAAUGGACAGCAUGGGGGGAUUCGGAGCCAGAGACAUGGGACGGAUGGGAGACAUGUCCUACCGGUCAGGGGGGAUGGGAGGAGGGAUGGACAGAGACUUUGGUCACAGUGACAUGUCCAUGAGCAGAGGCUUCGGAGACUCCUUUGGAGGAAUGGGAGGAGGUUAUGGAGGAGACAUGAGCAGUUUUGGCAUGGGGCCCAUUGGGGGAGGAUUAGGUGGUAUGGGCAGCCGGUCCAUGGAGCGGAUGGGCUCUGGCUAUGACCGUAUGGGGGGGGGCAUGGCCAUGAGCCGAGGGUUCGGGGGCUACGGAGGAGGAGCCAUGUCUGACAGAGCCAAGGGAGGAUGUCAGAUCUUUGUCAGAAAUCUGCCCUAUGACCUGACCUGGCAGAAACUGAAGGAGAAGUUCAGUGUCUGUGGCCAGGUGAUGUUUGCAGAGAUUAAGAUGGAGGGAGGAAAGUCUAAGGGCUGUGGUACGGUCAGGUUUGACUCCCCAGAGAGCGCUAACCAGGCCUGCGGGAUGAUGAACGGAACCAAGAUCAGCGGUCGCGAGGUUGACGUCCGCAUCGACCGCAACGCCUAGAGUCACACACAUACACGGUCACGACAACGGCUCGUUCCAUCUCAACUGCUUUUGUUUUGUUUUAAAAACACAUUUUCCACGUAUCCGCGUUUCCAUGACUAUUGGAUGUGUAUAAGAUCUGUUUUUCUUUUAAUCUUCCGUUGUUUUUUUUUUGUAAACCCCUUUUUAUUUUUUAUUUUUUGGGAUCAUGAAUUUAUUUGAAUGAAUAAACAUUUUAAUUUUU